UAUUGGCAGUUAUGUCAAAUUCAUUUUCGUCAAUUGCAACGUUCGGUCGAAUUUUUAAAAGAAUUAUGCUACAUUUUAUAAUUUUGUGUGCAUUUUUUAGCUCAGCGUUUGGUUAAAUGACAUUAAAUCGAUAUUAGUACAAAAGAUACAGCAAAUACGAUUAAGUGAAAAUUAUUUACACUUUAAUAUAGCCUCAAGUUACUGCAGGCCAUCUGAAAUUUAGUGCGCGGUAAAAGUUUCACCUGGAACUCUACGAUCGUAUAAUGGAAAAAGAGGAGACUGCAACAGUGCAGUACCAUCACAGCGAUUAUAAGACACCCAAAAAGUCAUCUAUUAUAAUUGAUGGCGAACGCUUAUUGGAUAAGAUUAAUAUAUUAACGACAAGACCAGAAAAUCAGUCUUGCACAAAGCUUCCAACAAUAAAGGACUUUGUUAUUAUUAAACCAAUAAGUCGAGGUGCAUUUGGAAAAGUUUUCCUUGGAUAUAAAAAUAAUGAUCCAAAUCGCUUAUAUGCUAUCAAGGUUAUGCGUAAGUCAGAGAUGAUAAAUAAGAAUAUGGUAUCACAAGUCAUUACGGAACGCAAUGCGUUGGCGUUAUCACGUAGUCCGUUUUGUGUUAGUCUUUUUUAUUCGCUACAAUCAGUCUCGUACGUCUACUUAGUUAUGGAAUAUAUGGUGGGUGGUGAUCUUAAGUCACUCCUUACCAUGUAUGGCUACUUUGACGAAACAGUGGCGCGUUUCUAUGUUGCAGAAGUUGCGCUUGCGUUGCAAUAUUUACACGAACAUGGCAUUGUGCAUCGCGAUAUAAAGCCAGAUAAUAUGUUGUUAUCAGCGACUGGUCACGUUAAAUUGACUGAUUUCGGUUUAAGCAAAAUUGACAAUCGUAGAGAUUUGGAAAUUUCGGAUCUAAUAAAUAUUUCGCCUACUCUAAAUACACGCACGCCGGGUCAGUUACUCUCGCUUACGUCACAUUUAUCCUUCGGCUCAGAGAAGAAAAUGGAAUGUGGCACAGGAAUUUCCAAUCUCAUGAAUGCCAUGAAUAAACGCAAUAUGAUAACUGAGUCUUCAGAUAGUGAGGCAGACACAUCAUUGAAUGAAGCCGAACAUACAAAUGAUAGCAAAAUUUCAGGCGUAUCACCGUUCUUUUCCGCCGAAGAGAUUAACGUUUCGGUUUCACACACAUGCACUAUUAAUACACAACUUGCCGACAGCACAUCUUCGUAUCACACGUGCACAUCCACAGAGAUAAGCAAAAACGAUGCGAGUAAUGCUGGCGCAAAUGUUGUCGCUAAUACUAAACACGUUGGUUUUGUCGACAUUAGUAUUGAUCUCAAAGUUGCAGCUGCUGCUGCCCGUGCCAAUUGCAAUGGUUGCAAGCAGGAACAAAGUAUACGUUUAAAAGAGAAUAGUAAAGAUAGUAAGAUUGUAAUUAAAGUGGAUCAGCGGGAGCAAGAAGAAGCUUCAUUUGAGUUUAGCAUGGUGCGAAAGCGUUCCAUGGAUGAGCGUUUGCGUGUUUCUAAAGGCGCCGAAGACUCGGGCGUAUCGAGUCGCAAAAGUGACUACUCACUAUCGCAGAUCAACACGACUACCAGUUCGCUAGAUAAGGCUGAGAAUAUGUUUAUUUCGAAAAAUGAUAUCAGCUGUUCUGAUUACUCGCGCAGCUACAACACGAAUAAUACUAACGAAACCAGCAGUAUGCGUUCACCAUUUCGCAACCUUUCGAAAAAUUUCAAACGUCCUGAAUUUCUAAGGGGUAUGAAACGUAAGCUAAAUCUUUUAAAUCGUUCGGAGACCUCAUCCAAUUUGGAGACGGACGGUUCGAAUUCGGCAUCGAACUCUGGCAGCACUGGGCUCACACAAGAGAUCGAUAUGCUGGACAUUGGUAGUAGUACGCCGAAAAAGCGUAAAGCAGUUAGUGGCGUACUGAAAAUACGUUCACUCUCCGACGACGAAAUGCCACCGACACUCAAUGAGCAUGUCACCAAUGUGGUAUUCUCGACACCCGUGUCAUCGCAAAAGCUACCACGUCGUGACGGUGGUUUGUUGGGUAAAUUAAAGGCCACACGCUUCGCAUUACCGCUCUCAACAGAUACGAAGAAAAUCGAACCGAUGACAGAGAAGACAUCGUAUCUGAAAAUGGCUGCAGAUGACCCCACCAUGUCACCAAUUAAUUUGGGUAAUAAUGUGCCAAAAACACCGAAAUGCAUAAAUACACCAUUUCGCACACCGAAAUCGGUGCGUCGCGGCAUGGGGCGUCAGUCCUUUGAACGCAUUUUAGGCACACCCGACUACUUGGCGCCGGAAUUGCUGUUGCGGCAGGGACAUGGCCCUGCUGUGGAUUGGUGGGCUCUGGGCGUUUGCUUCUACGAAUUCUUGACCGGCUUGCCACCCUUCAAUGAUGAAACACCACAAAAAGUUUUCGACAACAUUCUAAAUAAAAAUAUUGAAUGGCCACAAGGUGAUGAAGCGCUAUCAGCCGAAGCGAUGGAAGCGGUCGAUCAGUUGUUAACAAUCGAUCCCUUGGAACGCCCUGCCGCCAAAGAGGUGCUGCAAAUGCGCUUCUUCGAGUCCAUAGAUUGGGAGAAUAUUGAAAAUGUUGAGCCGCCGUUUGUGCCAGCGCCUGAUAAUCCCACCGACACGGCAUACUUUGAGGCGCGCAACAAUUUGCAGCAUUUAAAGUUGUCCAAUUUCACGCUCGAAGACUAGUAGCAGGUGUUUUAAGACUGUUUAGUUAGUGGGGGGUCUUUGUAUUAUCAGCUAUAUAGGAUUGACUAUUGAAUAUGCGAGAUAUCGCCACAUGAGAGCCAUAAUCGCAUUGUAAAAAAGCAUUAGUGAAGCAUUACAAGUAUAUUAGUUAAUCUAUAUUAAAAUGAUUAUUUCGUUUUAUUGGUAUAUUUUUUAUUGAUUUCUUUAAUAUUGUUUUUACUGUAUGUAGUUAAUUUAUCUGUUAGACGUCUUGUUUUAUGAGCAUCCUUUCAAACCAGUUAAAUUAUCUGUUUCGUGUAGUAAUAUUUAGUUUUAAUAACGAAUUUAAAGCAAUACUUGGCUGAUGUGUAUCUGUGUCCAAAGUAUAAAAUAACUAAAGAAAUAAUUUUCUAAGAAAAUAAUUGUUAAGUAUCAUAAAAAUAUAUAUGAUUAUUAUUCUAGUAAUCAGUUAAAUAUUAUCAAUUACUUGAUUAUUGUUUUUGCACAUAGAUACGAGUAUAUUAAGAGCCAUACUGACCAAUAUGUAACAUAUCAAAUGUGUCGUUAUUUAAAUUAAUCGCAUACAUGUUAAAUGUCCUCGUUGAAAAAGUCAUUGUUUUACUAUUUAUAAUAUAUUUUCAUAGAUUUAUCUUAAACUCUAUUUAACAUUUUUAUAUAAAUAUUAUGUAACAUAUACAAAUCUAUUACGUAAUAAAAUAUAAUUGCACUG
Zeugodacus cucurbitae (melon fly) is the source of this 3414-nucleotide messenger RNA. RefSeq names its product serine/threonine-protein kinase greatwall (gene gwl). The transcript has 10 exons. Gene Ontology annotation, molecular function: protein serine/threonine kinase activity; ATP binding. NCBI's taxonomy places the organism in Eukaryota, Metazoa, Arthropoda, Insecta, Diptera, Tephritidae. The record is from RefSeq and is a predicted model, not a curated record. The coding region runs from base 264 to 2705 and encodes 813 amino acids. Gene Ontology annotation, cellular component: nucleus. Gene Ontology annotation, biological process: intracellular signal transduction; peptidyl-serine phosphorylation.